Messenger RNA from Sus scrofa (pig), 2838 nucleotides. RefSeq names its product carnitine palmitoyltransferase 1C (gene CPT1C). Gene Ontology annotation, cellular component: mitochondrion. Gene Ontology annotation, molecular function: carnitine O-palmitoyltransferase activity. NCBI's taxonomy places the organism in Eukaryota, Metazoa, Chordata, Mammalia, Artiodactyla, Suidae. The record is from RefSeq and is a predicted model, not a curated record. Gene Ontology annotation, biological process: carnitine metabolic process; fatty acid metabolic process.
CGUGAAGCGCCUUCACGCCAACUCAAUCCAUGCAGUUGCACUUUCCGUGGGUGGUUUUGCUGGGUCAACCCGACCCCAAAGCAGCCCUCCUCCCUCCCGAGCGGUAGGGCUGAGAUUCGCUCGGCUCCCACGCGCGUGGGCCGAGUUCCAGGCUGAGCCUCCUUCCUCAAAGAGAAAGAGUGAAAAAGACAAAGAGCGGACUGGGGAGCCGAAGAACCCGGGGUUCGGAGAGCGCUGCGUAGAACCGGGGCGGCCCAAUUGUGGAGCAUCGGGCGGGGCUGGAGCGUGACAUGGCCGAAGCGCACCAGGCCGUGGGUUUCCGACCCCCGCUGACCUCGGACGGGGGAGAAGUGGAACUCAGUCCCCCAUUGUUGCAGGAGAUCUACCUCUCCGGACUGCGCUCCUGGAAAAGGCAUCUCUCCCGUUUCUGGAACGACUUUCUCAUAGGUGUGUUCCCUGCCAGCCCGCUCAGCUGGCUCUUCCUCUUCAGUGCAAUCCAGCUUGCCUGUUUCCUCCAGCUGGAUCCUUCCCUAGGACUGAUGGAGAAAAUCAAAGAGUUGCUGCCAGACUGGGGCGCACAGCAUCACAGGCUUCGAGGCAUCCUGGCGGCUGCGUUGUUUGCUUCGUGUCUAUGGGGGGCCCUGAUCUUCACACUCACGUGGCCCUGAGGCUCCUUCUGUCCUACCACGGCUGGCUCCUUGAAACCCAUGGGGUCAUGUCCUCACCCACCAAGACCUGGCUGGCUCUGGUUCGCAUCUUCUCCGGCCGCCACCCAAUGCUCUUCAGUUACCAGCGCUCCCUGCCUCGCCAGCCUGUGCCCGCUGUGCAGGACACCGUGCGCAAGUAUCUGGAGUCUGUCCGACCUGUGCUCUGUGAAGAGGACUUCGAGUGGAUCUCGGCCCUAGCACGGGAAUUCCUGAAGCUGCAGGCAUCGCUGCUGCAGUGGUACCUGCAGCUCAAAUAUUGGUGGGCGUCCAAUUAUGUCAGUGACUGGUGGGAAGAGUUUGUGUACCUGCGCUCCCGGAACUCACUGAUGGUGAAUAGCAACUACUACAUGAUGGACUUCCUGAACGUUACCCCAACUCCCGUCCAGGCUGCUCGUGCAGGGAACGCGGUCCACGCCCUCCUCCUGUACCGCCACCGCCUGAACCGCCAGGAGAUCUUUCCGACGUUGCUGAUGGGAAUGCGGCCCUUAUGCUCUGCCCAGUAUGAGAAGAUAUUCAACACGACGCGAAUUCCUGGGGUCCACAGAGACCACAUCCACCACCUCCGUGACAGCCGACACGUGGCCGUCUUCCACCGGGGCCGAUUCUUCCGCGUGGGGACGCACUCCCAAAGCGGCCUGCUUUCCCCAAGGGCCCUGGAGCAGCAGUUCCAGCGAAUCCUGGAUGACCCCUCUCCCGCCUGCCCCCACGAGGAGCAUCUGGCGGCUCUGACCGCGGCUCCGAGGGACAUGUGGGCUCAGGUGAGGAAGUCCCUAAAGACCCAGGCAGAGGAGGCCCUGGAGGCUGUGGAAGGGGCUGCUUUCUUUGUAUCACUGGACUCUGAGCCCGCGGGGGACGCUGCAGGGGACACUCCUGAGCCCUCGGGGGACUCCGCAGCUUCCCUAGAUGCCUAUGCCCAUGCCCUGCUGGCCGGCAGGGGCCAUGACCGCUGGUUUGACAAAUCCUUCUCCCUAAUCAUCUUCUCCAACGGGAAGCUGGGCCUCAGCGUGGAACACGCGUGGGCGGACUGCCCCAUCUCAGGACACAUGUGGGAGUUCACUCUGGCCACAGAAUGCUUUCAGCUGGGCUACUCGGCAGAUGGUCACUGCAAGGGCCAUCCUGACCCAUCGCUGCCCCAGCCCCAGCGGCUGCACUGGGACCUUCCAGACAAGAUCCAUCUAUCCAUCUCUCUAGCCCUGAGGGGAGCCCAGGCCUUGGCUGAAAACAUCGACUGCCACGUCUUCCCCUUCUCCCACUUUGGCAAGAGCUUCAUCAAACGCUGCCACCUGUCUUCAGACAGCUUCAUCCAGACGGCCUUGCAGCUGGCCCACUUCCGGGACAGGGGUCGAUUCUGCCUGACCUAUGAGUCAGCCAUGACUCGCCUGUUCCUGGAAGGCCGGACAGAGACGGUGCGUUCUUGCACGAGGGAGGCCUGCAGCUUUGUGAGAGCCAUGGAACACCAAGAGAAGACAGACCCACAGUGCCUCGCCCUGUUCCGCCUGGCGGUGGACAAGCACCAGGCUCUGCUGAAGGCAGCGAUGAGCGGCCAGGGGGUCGACCGCCACCUCUUUGCUCUCUACAUCGUGUCGCAAUUCCUCCGCCUACAGUCGCCCUUCCUGGACCAGGUUCACUCGGAGCAGUGGCAGCUGGCCACCAGCCAGAUUCCUGUUCAGCAAAUGCACCUGUUUGACAUCCACAACUAUCCGGACUACGUUUCCUCUGGUGGUGGAUUUGGGCCUGCCGAUGAGCAUGGCUAUGGUGUUUCUUACAUCUUCACUGGGGAGGACACGAUUACCUUCCACAUCUCUAGCAAAAAAUCAAGCACAAGAACGGACUCCCACCGGCUGGGCCAGCACAUCAGGGAUGCAUUGCUGGACGUGGCAGCCCUAUUCCAGGAGGGGCAGCAUCUUAAGCGCCGGGCCUGAGGUUUGGGGGAGGACGUGGGCUCUCCCCUGCCACACAAGGGGCUCCAGGGCCCCCGCAACAACCACUGACUCUUGACACCUUCCAGAGGGGAGUGGGUCUCUCCAGGAACUAGGGGGCAGGUCUCUACAGCUGGGCUGGUGCAGGACGGAGGCAGCCCGUUCGGGUUUGGAAAGCUGGCACCUGGUCUAAUAAAGAUGUGUGAGCUGGG